Messenger RNA from Racocetra persica, 254 nucleotides. Lineage: Eukaryota; Fungi; Glomeromycota; Glomeromycetes; Diversisporales; Gigasporaceae. The record is from the annotation of a GenBank genome assembly.
UCAUCUACCUACUCGUGUAUCCAUUCAUAUACCUACUCGUGCAUCCAUUCAUAUACCUACUCGUGCAUCCAUUCAUGUACCUACUCGUGCAUCCAUUCAUGUACCUACUCGUGUAUCCAUUCAUGUACCUACUCGUGUAUCCACUCAUAUACCUACUCAUGAUCGAUCACGUUCAGUAGCAUUUUUAGCUGUUAGAUCAAGAAAGCAUUUAAAAAAUAAUACAGAGAAACGCAUUCUUUCUGGACCAAACCCUG